CACUAUCUCUCGAAACUCUCCUCAUUACCAACCUAUACACCAAUCGCAACCAUGGGAUACGAUUUCACCGUUUACAAAGGAUCCAAGGACGGAUCCAUCAAGCAAGCCACCACCCACCGCGAUGAUCUGAAGAAAGACCAAGUGCUGGUGCGGGUCACCCACUCCGGGGUGUGCGGGACGGAUCUGCACUACCAGACAACCGACAUGGCGCUGGGCCACGAGGGCGCCGGCGUGGUCGAGGAGGUGGGCCCCGAGGUGCAGGACCUGAAGAAGGGCGACCGGGUGGGCUGGGGGUACGAGCACGACUGCUGCGGGCGGUGCUCCAACUGCCUGACGGGGUGGGAGACGAUGUGCCCGGAGCGGGCGAUGUAUGCGGGGGCGGAUCUGGACCAGGGCUCGUUCGCCACCCACGCCGUCUGGCGCGAGGCCUUCCUGUUUAAGAUCCCCGACGGGCUCAGCAACGAGGACUCGGCCCCGCUCAUGUGCGGCGGGUCGACCGUUUUCAACGCCCUGGUCGUCGCGGGCGUGAAGUCGACCUCCCGCGUGGGCAUUGUCGGCAUCGGCGGGCUCGGCCACCUGGCCAUCCAGUUCGCCGCCAAGAUGGGCUGCGACGUCGUCGUGUUCUCCGGCAGUGACAGCAAGAAGGAGGAGGCGCUCAAGCUGGGCGCGAAGGAGUUCCACGCGACCAAGGGCGCCAAGGAGCUCAAGAUCGGCAAGCCUCUUAAUCAUCUGAUCGUCUCCACCAGCAGCCAGCCCGACUGGAACCUCUACACCUCCGUCCUGGCCCCCGGCGCCGUCAUCUCGCCGCUCUCCGUCGACAGCUCCGAGUUCAAGUUCCCCUACAUGACCCUUCUCACCAGUGGCCUGCGCGUUCAGGGCGGCAUCGUCUCCGCGAGACAGGUCCACCGCGACAUGCUGGCCUUCGCUGCCUUGCACGGCAUCAAGCCUAUUAAGAUGACCUUCCCGUUGACGCAGGAGGGUGUGCAGGAGGCAUUGAAAACGCUCAAAGACGGCAAGAUGAGAUACAGGGGUGUUCUUGUUGCGCAAUAGAGCAUUUGAUUGGGUGAUGAGCGCGGUGAUUUAGAAUGACGAUAAACAGCGUUUUUAUGUACAGUAUAAUUUGCGGAUAAUGAUGAUGAUGACUUUAU
Messenger RNA from Aspergillus aculeatinus CBS 121060, 1148 nucleotides. RefSeq names its product NAD(P)-dependent alcohol dehydrogenase. Gene Ontology annotation, biological process: alcohol metabolic process. The coding region runs from base 52 to 1050 and encodes 332 amino acids. Gene Ontology annotation, molecular function: zinc ion binding; alcohol dehydrogenase (NADP+) activity. The transcript has a single exon. NCBI's taxonomy places the organism in Eukaryota, Fungi, Ascomycota, Eurotiomycetes, Eurotiales, Aspergillaceae. The record is from RefSeq and is a predicted model, not a curated record.